AUGAUGACUUCGGAACACUCCCUUCCCUUGGGCUCUGUGCCACAGACGCCUACCACAGCGUCGGCCUUCAACUUCAAGGGACCCAACCCGUUCUCGUCAAAGGUCACCACCGUCCUGGCCACCUCCUACGCCGACUCCGAAUUCCGCGGUGCUCUUUCACUCAUAGACGGCCGCGGACUCACCAAUUCUGCUGCAACACGGCGCCAGGUCCGGUUGCAGCUCCAGAAGGAUGUCAUCGACAGCAAUGGUAACAUCAUUGUGGAGUUUGGGAGAGUUGCCGAUCAACUGCGCCGCAUAGGUGCGACUAUUGCCAAACUGAACAAGAGUUACGAUGACAUGAAGACGCACAUCUCCGCCGCCCAUGGCGCAACUGCUUCUGUCACACACGACGCUUCGUCUCUGAUGACCCAGCGGCGGCAGGUUGAGACCAAGCAAGAGGUCCUCGCAUCUUUCAACAAGCAUUUCUUGCUUUCAGAAGAUGAGUUGUCGGCCCUGACAUCGACUGCAGAGCCUGUCGACGACGUCUUCUUCACUGUCCUUGCCAAGGCCAAGGGAAUACGCGAGGACUGCGAAGUCCUGCUUGGCUUUGAGAACCAAGCACUCGGGCUUGAAAUCAUGGAGAACACGUCAAAGAACCUGAAUCUGGCCUUUCAAAAGCUAUACCGUUGGAUUCAACGUGAGUUCAAGACCCUAAACCUUGAAAACCCCCAGAUGGGCUCCCCGAUACGGCGUGCCUUGCGCGUGCUGGCAGAACGCCCAUCCCUUUUCCAAAAUUGCCUGGAUCUAUUUGCCGAGACCCGAGAACAGCUGCUGUCGGAUUCUUUCCACACGGCGCUCACGGGGUCCUCCGCGUCUGGUGUCGAAGACCGAUCAGUGAAGCCCAUUGAGCUGGCUGCCCAUGAUUCACUGCGUUACGUGGGAGACAUGCUCGCGUGGAUGCACUCCGCAGCCGUCAGCGAACGAGAGGCACUGGAGAUACUAUUUGUCUCCGAAGGAGAUGAGAUCGCCAAGGGAAUCCAGGCCGGCCGCGAGAACGAAGCAUGGCAUCUACUGGAGGACGGCGAAGACGGCGAGAGUGCUGUUUUCGACCCCGUGAAGGCUCUAAAUGAGCUGGUAGAUCGGGACAUGUCUGGCGCUGCCAGGAUUUUGCGGCAGCGAGUGGAGCAAGUCAUACAGACGAACGAGGACGUCAUCCUGGCAUACAAGCUGGCCAACCUACUGAAUUUCUACCGCGUCACCUUUGCCAAACUACUCAGUACCGCGUCGGUCUUGGUGGAAUGCCUUCAGGGUCUCGAGUCUGAAGCAUUGCGCCUGUUCCGGUCGCUCAUGAGAGACUACGUGGGCAACCUGCAAGGAGAAUUCCGGCAGACGCCUUCAGGCCUCGAGCCUCCCGACGUUUUCCGCGAAGCGCUCGAGCAACUUUCAGCAGUCAUGAAGACGUACGACACGUCUCUGACGGCCUCGGACAGGCGGGAAGCAGAUUUCCAACCAAUCCUAGCCGAAGCUCUGGACCCUUUCGUUUCCGGUUGUGAAGGCAUGGCCCAAAGACUUGAAGAUCCCUCACAAUCCAUAUUCUCCAUCAACUGCGCACAGGCCGCCAUUGAGACGCUUUCGAGAUUCGACUUUGCUGAAGGGCGCGUGGAGAGUUUGCACAAGGAAGUCGACCAACGUUCUCAGACGCUGGUCGAUAGCCAAUACCUAUUCUUCAGGAGAGAGUCAGGCCUGGAUGUAAUACUGACUGCUGUCGAGUCUAUGGACGAAAGCCCGGAGGACAUCGAACGCCUGCGGGCACUCGAGCCUUUCCAACCGGCCUCACUGGAGCUUACGGGCAGAACACUUGACAACUUCCUCGCGUCAGCUCUCAUGGACGCCAUGGAGGGCAUCCAGAAGCUGCAGGACUCCCGCCUUGCCAGGGAGAUCACCGAAGAGGCCGCAGAGAGGUUCCUUGCGGACUUUGGGCGCCUGGAGAACAUGCUCAUGUCUGCAGACGAAGCUGCCGAGCGGCAAGGUAGCCCAAGCGGCGCGGAUCAGGACAUGGAGAGCCUCCGCAUAGCCUUCCCCAGGACGGCUGACGAGAUCCGCAUGCUGCUUUCAUGA
Messenger RNA from Diaporthe citri, 2097 nucleotides. RefSeq lists its product as uncharacterized. The coding region runs from base 1 to 2097 and encodes 698 amino acids. Lineage: Eukaryota; Fungi; Ascomycota; Sordariomycetes; Diaporthales; Diaporthaceae. Gene Ontology annotation, cellular component: COG complex. The transcript has 2 exons. The record is from RefSeq and is a predicted model, not a curated record. Gene Ontology annotation, biological process: intra-Golgi vesicle-mediated transport.